Molecule: messenger RNA, 501 nt
Organism: Sardina pilchardus (European sardine)
Lineage: Eukaryota; Metazoa; Chordata; Actinopteri; Clupeiformes; Clupeidae
Product: rho GTPase-activating protein 22-like
Exons: 4
Coding region: 61-501 (146 amino acids)
Biological process (GO): activation of GTPase activity
Cellular component (GO): focal adhesion
Molecular function (GO): GTPase activator activity
Source: RefSeq, a predicted model, not a curated record
GGGAAGAGAGGAGCGGUAGAGGAGAGGAGCGAUGAGGACAGCAGUGAGUGUGGACCUCUGAUGACAGACAUGCUGAGUCCAAAGAUCCGUCAGACACGCAGGGCGGCCCGCUCCAAGAGCAUGGUGAUGGGCGAGGUGUCACGGGGGCCGGUGGUGCGCUGCUGCACUUCCCCUGGUGUCCAGGAGGGUGCGCUGAGGGCCGGCUGGCUCAGGAAGCAGCGGAGCAUCAUGAAGAACUGGCAGCUGCGCUGGUUUGUGCUCAGAGCAGAUCACCUCUUCUUCUACAAGGACCAGGAAGAGACCAAACCACAGGGCUGUAUUGCUCUGCUGGGCAGUCAGGUGCAUGAGCUAACCGCUAACCCUGAGGAGCCGGGAAAACACCUGUUUGAGAUCAGCCCUGGAUAUCUGCAGCAGUUCCACAUGUCCCCAGCAGAGGGCGCACUGAGAGGACGUUUGGCCUUCACUUCAGAUGGGGGUCAGACCGGAGCAGGCUUACAGUAA